AGUACUUUACUUAUUUUUUAUCACUAAUUACAAUAUGCCUAUUAUGGUCGAUGAUCUUGUGUACUUUACUGUAUUUCGGUUUAGAAUAUAUUCCAAAUUAAUAAAAUUGUACUUUGUUUUCUCUAUGAGAUUGUAAGUCGAAUGUGUGUGGGGCUACACACACAUGUGUGUAUUGUUAUCUUGCUCGGGGAAGCGCCUACUGUCUACCUUUGACGUGUGCCACGUGUCAUGCGCACGAUCCUCGCACGUUGCCGCGAAACUCAACCCAGCAGCUGUUUAUCAUGAGAUUUGUACCUAUUCUUCAUUGGCCCUGCAUCUGUUCAUAGAAGCACCUAAAAGGAACAAUGUCCUUUAUACCCCGGUCAUUCUAGUCAUGGACGUAAGUCUGGAUAGACGUGCACUGGAACUCUUCUAGUCGAGAAACACACCUCGGGGAAAGCAUCUGUAUAUUAUCCAGCCUUAAGAUGUCGGCUUGGAAAGAAGAGCAGAGGAGACAGAUCGCUGGAGAUUAUAAAUCAAGUUUUAACAUUAAUGACAAUGAAACUACGCCGAAGUGUCUAAUACGAUCAACAUUAGAUGUGUAUAAAUCUGGUGAUAAACAGUAUUUAAAUACUCAGGGAUGUUUUUCUUCAAAGUGCAAAAUCUACUGUUUGUGUAGGGAUUCGCAGGUUUCCAGUUUUAUGCUACUUAAUUCCUCAGUCAAAGACCUCCUAGUCACAUUACAUAAUUGUAGAGGUAAUUACCUCGCAUCUUUCGGUGAUAAUAGUACAGGCAUACUGAGUUCAGACGACCAGCAGGCUGAUAACCACUAUAUUUACAGCCCAAGCUCUAGUAAAAUGAGCUAUUCAACAAGGCACGAGCUUUCUAGCAGUAACUCGAGCACCUUAACCAGUAGGUUUAAUGAUAGCGAACCAUACAGUGAAGCUCUUUCUGUUUCUCCUCCACUUUGUAGGCUUCUGAAAGAUGUUAGGAUCGACAGUCCUGAACAGCAGAGGGCGCUAAGGAGAAACAAAUCUCUUCCUAAUCAUCUAGAAUUUGUGAACAAGGAGAACAUCCCAAACAUUUUUGAAGGAGAUAAUACAGAAAAUACAUCUUCUCAAGAUGGUGGCCUACCUAAUUUCCUCGAAAAAAGACUGAACUCAGAUUCACUAUCCAGUGGCUUUGAUGAAUUCAACCAAGAUACAGAUCAGUCCAUUAUCAGAGUUUCUUCCUCAAACAUGCUGUGCCCACCUAACUUUUCUACCUUUGAAGAAAAACAUUGUUAUAAUGGCUUGUAUGAUGUAUUUGAUUCUACUGAAAAUGGUGCAAAGAAUAUAUACACUAAACCUGGAAUUGUUCAGGAGUUUUUUUCUAAUAUAAAAAAGCCAUCAAAAAAGAACUGCAGACACAUAAUUGUCUUUCAUUGUGAAUUUUCUUCCGAAAGAGGACCUGCCUUGUACAAAUUCCUAAGAGAAAUGGACAGACAAGCCAAUAAAGAGUGCUAUCCUCAGUUAUACCAUCCAGAAAUGUACAUCCUUAAUGGAGGUUACAAAGCUUUCUACGAGAAGCACUGGGAGUUCUGUGAACCCCAGCAGUACAAACCCAUGAAACAUAAAGACCACAAACAUGAUCUCUGUCAUUUUCGUGCCAAGUCUAAAUCUUUGAACGAAGAUUCUAAAACAAAAGUAUCUGUUCCUUCAAGUUUGAUAUUUUAAUGAAAACUAUGAUAAUUGUACAGUUUUUGUUUAUACAACUAAUAACUAUAUACAUGUAUGUUUCUUUGUAAUUUUAUAAGAUGGUUAUUAUUUACAAUAAUGAUAUUUUAUGUUAAAUAUCAGUAUUAAUUCCAUUGCAAUUUGAGUUAAAUGGGCUUUCUCUAACCCAUGCAUUAAUGUUUCAUAAAUUGAUCAACAUUAAAGUACAUUAACUUCAUGUCAACUCAAGAAAUAUAUUUUCAAUACCACUAUGUUUUAACAUUAUAUUUACAAGAUAGGUUUUAAGCCUACAAAUGACAAAUUGUUGGUUAUUUUAUUUAUAUUUUUACAUCAAUUUUUAGUUUUUUUUUAU
Limulus polyphemus (Atlantic horseshoe crab) is the source of this 2046-nucleotide messenger RNA. RefSeq names its product M-phase inducer phosphatase-like. Gene Ontology annotation, biological process: positive regulation of G2/M transition of mitotic cell cycle; positive regulation of G2/MI transition of meiotic cell cycle; protein dephosphorylation. Gene Ontology annotation, cellular component: cytoplasm; nucleus. The record is from RefSeq and is a predicted model, not a curated record. The coding region runs from base 465 to 1694 and encodes 409 amino acids. The transcript has 6 exons. Gene Ontology annotation, molecular function: protein tyrosine phosphatase activity. Lineage: Eukaryota; Metazoa; Arthropoda; Merostomata; Xiphosura; Limulidae.